Messenger RNA from Daldinia vernicosa, 936 nucleotides. RefSeq lists its product as uncharacterized. The coding region runs from base 1 to 936 and encodes 311 amino acids. Gene Ontology annotation, molecular function: oxidoreductase activity. The transcript has 3 exons. Gene Ontology annotation, cellular component: mitochondrion. The record is from RefSeq and is a predicted model, not a curated record. Lineage: Eukaryota; Fungi; Ascomycota; Sordariomycetes; Xylariales; Hypoxylaceae.
AUGGCUGAACCGAAGCCUAGCCACCUAGAAAGGACAGCGGCGGAACCGCGAGACGAGUCCCUGCACGUCGUCACGUUGACCAAGAUCGACGAGAUCAACGACAAAAUCAGACUCUUCCGCCUUGAGCUGUCAGCCCCUCUUCGGUUCUUACCGGGUCAAUGGCUCGACGUCUUCGUGCCUGGCGUGUCCAAGGCGGGCGGAUAUACUAUCACCUCGCCCCCGUCUCUAGCGCGGCCCCAUCUCUCCCCGGGACCAGCGCAAGCUCAAAGUCCGGGGUACGUAGAGCUUGCGGUGCAGAAAUCGGUUGAUCCGCCCGCGGCGUGGCUGUGGCAGAACCCGGACGAGAUUAUCUAUGCGGAAUUACGGGUCCGCGUAGGCGGGAGCUUCGUGUGGCCGCCGGAGGGCAUCGAUGCGAAUUCUCUACGGCGCGUGGUCUUCGUCGCUGGCGGCGUGGGGGUUAAUCCUCUGAUGAGUAUGCUAUCUACUAUCGCGGAGACGACGGGCGCGGAUGCGCCGUUCCAGGUACACUUUUUAUACUCGCUGAAAGAUGAUGAUGAUGGGUCGGGAGGUAGACGCGCGGACCGCUUGCAGUUUGUGGAGAGGCUGGCUGGGAUAUUUGCUUCGGGGAGGGUAAAGGGGUGGUUGAGGCUGUUUCUUACGAGUGGGAAUGGAAUUGGAGAUGAAGGGGGUGGGAUUGUGGGUUGUGCGGGAGGGGGAGAGGGGGAGGGAGGAGAGAGUAAGGCGCCGUUUCAAGCGCGGAGGAUGACGGUUGAUGAUAUUGCGGAAGCGGUGGGCGAUGCGGAGGAGAGGAGGACUGCGGUUGUGUAUGUUUGCGGUGUGCCUACUAUGACGGACGAGUUCGUGCUGAAGUUGACUGAUACGGAGGCUGGGCUAGGGAUGGAAUCUCAUCGGGUGCUGUGCGAGAAGUGGUGGUAG